This is a messenger RNA of Anarrhichthys ocellatus (wolf-eel), 1299 nucleotides long. RefSeq names its product Na(+)/H(+) exchange regulatory cofactor NHE-RF3-like. Gene Ontology annotation, cellular component: apical plasma membrane. Bases 424 to 747 code for a protein of 107 amino acids. Gene Ontology annotation, molecular function: signaling receptor binding; protein-membrane adaptor activity. NCBI's taxonomy places the organism in Eukaryota, Metazoa, Chordata, Actinopteri, Perciformes, Anarhichadidae. The record is from RefSeq and is a predicted model, not a curated record. Gene Ontology annotation, biological process: protein localization to plasma membrane. The transcript has 2 exons.
GAGACAUUUAUAAUGACAACAUGAAGAAUAAAAUGUUAUUUUAAGCUUAUUUAAACUUUGUUUUUGGCUGCUCUUUAUGAUGGAAUUGUUCAUCGCAUAUGAUGUGUUCAAAGACCGUCUGAAAGUUGAAAAUCUCACGAUUAGGACGGAGGGGUUUGGGGUUCAGAGGGUUUAGUCUAGGACCAAGUUUAAUUUCUGUCAAAAAGUAGUUCCAAAGUUUUGCACACAACAUUUAACACAACUAAAUCAGCCAAUAACAACAACAGGAGCUGUGUUAGUUCACUAAACUCAAAACCCUUCCUCUGUGAUAAUUAGCUGUCUGUCAGUAUAUCUGAGCUUCUUUUAUUUGCUCCCCCGUCCUGCUGAGACCUAGUUCAUGUGCUGAGGGAGGUGGAUGAAGGAAGUCCAGCUGAGGCCGAGGGGAUGGAGGACGGAGACCUGCUGCUGGCCGUCAACGGUAAACCUGUCGAGUCUCUGGAGCACGACGACAUCGUCAAAGAGAUCAGAUGGAGCAGAGAUAAAGUCGUCCUCGCCACCAUAUCGAUACCAGGAAGAGACUUUUACAGAGAGUUGGGUAUUUCUCCCCUGUUGUUCUACGAGGAGAGUUCAGUCCAGGAUGAGAGGCAGCAGACCAGGAACCAGAGGGAACUCCCUCUGAGGGACGGACGUCCAACAAUCUACGUUCAGGACGGAGAGGAGACGGGCGGACCGGGACAGACCGGGUCUCACAUCAGUCAGGAACUUUAACCCCAGAGGUGUAAUAUUCUGAAGCUGUGUGGAACUCCUCACAUUGUUUUUAUCUGAAAUCACUUUAUCACACAUAAAAAAUAUAAUAACAACAUCACAUUCUAUGUUUAAUGUUUUCCAGCCGUCAGAGAACAAGAGAUGCUUUCUGAGGUCCUUUGAUUUAUUCUAAAAUCACAAAUCUACUGUGUGAUUAUCCUCUGGGACCAUGAUGAUCCUCUGGGAUCAUCUGCUGGGACCAUGAUGAUCCUCUGGGAUCAUCUGCUGGGACCAUGAUGAUCCUCUGGGACCAUGAUGCUCCUCUGGGAUCAUCUGCUGGGACCAUGAUGAUACGAGAUCUCAGGACCUUUUUAUUUUUGUACAUUUUGAUUCAUUUUUUUAAUAUUAAUUAUAAACUGGUCAUUAUUUAGUGUGAAGCUUUCUGUAUGAUUCAAUUAAAUUAUUAAGCUCCAUAUAUAGAAGCUGAACAUAUAGAAACGUGCAUUUUUUAAAACAGAUCUUCUUUAUGUUCUCUAUUUGCACAGAACAUUAAAUAUUAAACCCUUUUUAUCAGUA